AACACAGUUUAGCAAUAUAGAAUGGAGUCUCAGAAGAAAGAUGUGAUUGUGUCUGUUCAUAUGAAUCACGACGUUAGUACAGAUAUCAUUGAGAUGGUUGAACAACAGGAAAAAACUGAAACAGUAUCUUGUCAAAAUUAUGAUGAGUUUGUACACAAUGUCACGCUUGACACAACUGUUUUGGAUGGACUAAUAUCUAAGUGCUGCCUGACGAAUGAAGACAGCGAAGAUAUAAUGAAUGAACGACGCUUGUCAGAACGAAAUAGGAUGAUCCUGAACAUUCUUAUGGCCAGACCGUACGGUACCUUUCAAACCUUUUCAGAAGAACUUUUAGAAUUUGACCGAAGUAAAAUAGAUCUUGUGUCCAAAAUGAAGAACUACGAUUGUGAAGGCGAAUACAAUUUAGCUGUAUUUGAAGUAAUGAAUUUAAGCAGUCAUACCAUCAAACUACAAAAGAAUUUCAAAAUAUUGGUCAAUGAAUUAGCCACUACAAACACGAUAGUAGAUCAUCUCAUUAGUGACGAAGUAUUAUGCUUAGAAGACCAGGCUGAGGUGUGUGCCCAAGGUAACACCAAGGAACAAAGCAAUAGACUACUUUUAACUAAGCUGAUGUACAAGAACGCUGAUGCAUAUACACAUUUCCUUUCAGCUUUAGAAGAGGAUACUUGUUAUGAAGAACUUUCAAAACGUAUAAAGAACACUGAAGUUACCGAUGAGGACAAGAUAAAGAUACACAUUGGGAGAAUAACAGCAAAAGAAAAUAAAGAAAAACACACAAGAGAUAUACACAAACGUGAGCAAACUGAAAAUGUAAUACCAAGGAAUAUACAAGAUCAGCACAAUGUCCUUAUAGAGCAGUGGAGAAAUGAAGACGAUUCAUUUGUUUGCACCAGAGCAGCAGACGAAGUUUUGAAACGUAUUAGGAAUAAUAUUAGCGUUAUCGUAUCUGGAAAUUCAGGGGUUGGUAAGACAGCUACUAUGAGACAUGUAGCUUUAUUGUUAAAAAAAGAAGGAUAUCGUAUUAUUCCUACAUGUACUCCCAAAGAUUUGAGACGUUUUUCACAAAAAGGGGUCAAGACACUUUUUGUUAUUGAUGACAUAUGCGGUCAUUUUACUCUGAACGACAAUCAGGUAGACAAGUGGGAAGAAAUAUUAGCAAUUGUACAACCAUUUUUGGAACAGAAUCCGUGCAAGAUCAUUGCUACAUGUAGGUUGCAGGUAUUCAAAGAUGCAAAAUUCAAAGUCUUAUCCCUUUUCAAUUCAAGCGAAUGUAAUCUGAAUUCGGAGACAAUUAAGUUUACAAAAGAGGAAUUAUCGAAAUUAGCCGAAAUGUACUUCAAAGAACAUGCUGAUGAAGUAAAAGGUCUUUCUGAUCAGUUUGACUUUUUCCCCUUAUUAUGCAAGUUAUAUCAGAAAAGCAAUUGUAAGGAAAUCAAACAGUUCUUUCAUAACCCCUUCGAAUUUUACAGAAACGAAAUUGAGAGCUUGCGAAUUGAAGGAGAAGGUGGGAAGCUUAAGUAUUGCUGCCUUGUCCUUUGUGUAUUAUUCAACAACAGAAUCGCUGAAAAACAACUACAAAGUCAAGACAUACACACACAGGAUCUAAUGGAAAAAACAUUCAUCGAGUGCAAAUUAAACAAAGGCACAUCGGUUGAAUGUUUAAAAGACUCAUUUAAAACACUUGAAGAUACAUUACUUACUAAAGUAGAUGGAACCUACAGAACAAUUCACGACAAACUAUUUGAUUUUCUUGCCCAGAUUGUUGUACGCAAUAAUGUAGAUUUGUGUAUUUCAAAUUGUAGUAGUGAUUUUAUACGUGAGCGAUUCAUUUGGAAUCCAGUCUUUACCUCCCAAGAUAACACAAACCUCUCAAUUACAUUGUUUGACACGCAUGUUUAUAUCUAUAUACAUAGGUUGAUACAAGAUUGGACCAAAGGUCUCACUGCCAGUGUUUUUUGUAAUAUAAACAUGAAAAAUCAUGAAUUUAUCGACAAAUUAAUGAAAGCCUUAAACAACUUAGAUGCAUCAGAAAAGAAAAGAUUGGCACAAAAAACAGACAAUGAAAGCAGGGAUAGUCCGUUGUUGCUCAGCAGUUUCAUUGGAAACGUUUCGCUUACAAAAUGGUUACUAGAGAACACAGGAAUUCCUGCCAAAAGUAAAAACUUGAGGGAAGUCGUAUCGCGUGUGAAUAGAAACAACUAUUUACACCCACACAUAAAUAUGCAAAGGGAAAAUGGAACAACGUCAUUAUACAUUGCUUGCGAAAAUGGUCAUCUUGAACUUUUAAAAAUGCUUUUAAGAUAUGGAGCUGAUGCUACUAUAAAGAAAAAUACUGAUGAUUCGCCUCUCUCAGUGGCAUGUGAAAAUGGGCAUACAACUAUUGUUAAUGAAAUCCUCAGGAUCACCGAUGUAGACAAAGACUAUCAAAAUAAGAACGGAUAUUCACCGCUGUAUUUUGCUUGUCAAAAUGGACAUGCUCAAAUCGUGCAGAAUUUAUUAAUUCACAAAGCCAAUAUCAAUUUAUGUACCAAAUUAGAUGUUUCGCCAUUGUUUAUCGCAUGUGAAAAAGGCUACUUAUCAAUUGUGAAAAAUCUGUUGAGUUAUGGGGCUAAUAUUAAUCGUCAAAAUAAUACUGGCCAGGUACCAUUACAUGCUGCAUGCUACAAAAACCACUUAGAAGUUGUACGUAUGUUAUUGGAUAAAGAUAACAUAUCUGUUAAUAUACUCGAUAACAAAAACAUUUCGCCUUUGUAUGCAACGUGCCAGUGCUCGAAAGGCCAUUUUGAAGCCAUGGAACUAUUAUUGGAACACAAUGCCGACGUCAAUUUUGGGAGGCAACCACUAAUAAUGACAUGUGCAAAUGGUAACAUAAAGAUGUCAAAACAAUUGAUAGAACAUAAGGCAGAUGUUAAUUCAUGCCUCAGCGAUGGAGUAUCACCUCUUUUUAUAGCGUGUCAACAUCGUCAUUAUGAAACUGUGUGCCUACUCUUCCAAUACAAUGCAGACCCAAAUGUACAUCGUGAAAAUUGUGCAUCGCCACUUAUGAUUGCUAGCCAAAAUGGCGAUGUUGAGACCGUUGAAAAACUAUUGAAACAUGGAUGCAACAUUAACAGAUGCACAGCUGAUGGCGUAUCGUCUCUUUAUCUAGCAUCACAAAACGGUCAUUCCCAUGUUGUUUUUCAGUUGAUUGAAGCUGGGGCUAAUUUAGAUAUGUCAGACACAGACGGGAAAACAGCAUUAUUCAAAGCUUGUCAAAACGGACAUUUGGAAAUUGUUUUAAAGUUGUUAACUUGCAAAGCGAAUGCCCAUUUACGCAUGGUAAACAACGUUACACCUAUGGAGAUUGCUGAAAAAAACAAACAUUUAGAGAUAAUGAAAGUUUUGAAGAAGCAUGAAAUUGACGAAAAAAAACUGUCAUGGGAAUAAACUGAGAAUGGAAAUGGGGAAUAUGUCAAAAAGACAUCAACCCGACCAUAGAAAAGACAACAACAGAAGGUCACCAACUGGUCUUCAAUGUAGCGAGAAACCCCGCACCCAAAUGGGAAACAUUUUUGUGAUCAGAAAUUAACAAUGAGAAAGACAUCAAAGAACAUUUGAUACCACAUCUCCUGAUCCAUUUGAGAGAUAAUUUUCUUAUUUGACACAUAAUAAGUAAUGUACCAGGAAACGAGAGUGUUGACUGUUGUUCCCGAUUUGUACCUUUUUCCUUUUUAUAUAAAAAAAAGAAGAUGUUGUAUGAUUGCCAAAGAGACAACUCUCCUCAAGAAAAACCAAAUAACACAGAAAAAAAACUAUGUUUCACCGUAUGGCCUUGAACAAUGAGCAAAACCCAUACCACAUAGUCAGCUAUAAAAGGUCCCGAAGGGACAGAUUUAAAAAAAAAUUAAACGAGAAAACUCACGGCUUAAUUUAUGUUAUUGAAAUGAGAACAUUUAUAAUGUUGUCAAUAUAAUGCGAUCGUCACACAUGUACAUUUGAGAGGUUAACAAAUCUAUAAAACUAUG
Mytilus trossulus (common blue mussel) is the source of this 4004-nucleotide messenger RNA. RefSeq lists its product as uncharacterized. Gene Ontology annotation, molecular function: protein binding. NCBI's taxonomy places the organism in Eukaryota, Metazoa, Mollusca, Bivalvia, Mytilida, Mytilidae. The transcript has 7 exons. The record is from RefSeq and is a predicted model, not a curated record. Gene Ontology annotation, biological process: regulation of apoptotic process. The coding region runs from base 22 to 3426 and encodes 1134 amino acids.